UGUCAUAGUUUUCAAAUUAAUCGACUAUAUUAUAAAAAAUUAAAUGGAAUAUAUAAAUUAAUAUUUGGUCGAUAAAACAAUGACAGAAAUGGAGCAAGCCCAACAGAUUUUGCUAGAACUUGAAGCUGCUGGCAGUGUGAUGCUUGCAUCGCCUUCACUUGUCACUAAUGAACAACGUAAUGCUGCCGAAACAGUAUUUAUGAAUUUCCGCAAAACCAAUAUGCCUUAUUCAAUAUGUCGAUAUAUUCUUGAUUGCAGUAAAGUAGAUUUUGUUUUAUUUGAAACUGCUGGUACAUUAAGAGAUGCACUUAUUAGAGAUUGGUUAUUGCUAUCACAGGACCAAAAAAAUGAACUUAGGCAGUAUUUAUUCCAAUUCAUUAUGCGUGAUGGUAAUAUAGCUGCUUUUGUAAGAGAACGAAUACUACAGGUGAUUGCAAUUAUGAUUAAAAGAGGAAGUGUUGAAGAUGGUGGCCAAGAAAGAAGUAAUAUUUUGGAUGAAGUAGAAAAACUAAUUUUUAAUGGUGAUUUAAGAAAGCAAAUUUUAGGUUGUUCUAUAGUUUUAGCACUAAUGCAAGAAUAUUCUACCACUGUUAAAUCUACAGAUGUGGGAUUAACUUGGGAAUCUCAUUAUUCUGCCAAAAAAGAAUUCGAGGCUAGAGACUUAAGACGUAUUUUUAUAUUUAGUACACAUGCAUUGAAUGAAAUACAAAAACUUUCCCACCAAUUAUCACCUGAUGUAUUAACUGUUCUUAAACAUUUAUUGAAUAUAUGUGAAUCUGUUCUAGUGUGGGGUUUUAUUUCUAAAACUAUGCCCAAAUAUUUAAUUGGAAUGUUUGAGGGAAUAUAUAACUCUGAAAAUAGCCCUACUUUGAAGCUUGGAUCAGAUUGGAAGGAAAUAAUAACAAAUCCAAGCACUAUUGAUUUAUAUUUUCAUAUUUAUUGGAUUGUAAGGGAUAACCCUCAAUUUUCACAUCAUUGUUUGAAUUGUCUUGUACAAUUAUCUUCUAUAAAUGGAAAUAUAUGGACGGACAUUAGUGAACGUAUGAACUAUAUGAAAAACUAUCUUGAGAAUUUUAUUAAAUUAGUAUCUACAGUAAAAAUUUUAGAUCGUGAAUCAAUUGGAAUUUCUACUAUCAUAAAAAGAAUAAUUAAUGGUUAUAACCCUUCAGGUUUUAGUCAAUUUCCAUCAGAUCUUGUUAAACAAUUUUUAGAAAAUACAACUUUACUUACUUGUCAGUUCGCCGAAGGUGCUGCAAGUGAAGAAAAACUGUGUCAAGACGAUCAAAUGUUUUUUGAAGCAUUCAAUAAUAUCUUACGUCCGUGGGUAUCUAUUAUUGCAAACAGUAAUCAAUCUUUUCCAGAAGAGUUAUGUAAAAAUGCAUCUAUUCAAAUUUUUAAUACUUAUUUAAAAUGUCAUAUAUCACCACCAUAUGGUACAAAGACUUCAAUUGAUGUUGAAUUUAAUGAGAAUGAAGAAGAAGAUCGUAUCGCCAAUAAAGAACAACUUCAAUACAUUGGAAUAUUUGGUAGACUUAUUCCAGAACAUACUUUACCUCUUUUAGUAAAUUUAAUAGAAGGUGAAAUUAAAAACAUGCGAACAAUAAUUGAACAUGUACAUAGUGGAAAUUGUCAAUGGUCUGAAUCAUUUCAGCAAAAAAUUAAUACUAUUCAUGAAAACAUUCAUUGGAUGUUUCUUAUAGCUGGCCAUAUACUUACCGUAGAUAGUGAGGGAGAACCUAGUAUGAUUCCUUCAGAAAUAAUGCAUCAUAGUAUUAAGCAAAGUAAAAAAGUCAACAUUGAUAUGACUUUGAAAUUUCUUAAUAACCAAAUGUUAGUUAUGGAUAUACCUGGGUCAGAAGAAUCUGUGGAUGAUGUUAUCAAAUUAGUAUCUAUUGCCUUUCAUUUAUGUGAAUUAGAAAAAAAAUUAAUAGAAGCAAAAAUGGAAAGUCUUUGCAGUCCAUUGUUAAGUGGUACUAUAGUAUGGUUCUUACGUGAGUUUUCUCAAGCUUAUUUGAUGCCUAACGAGACCUAUUAUAAUGAGCUUAGUAUGCCAUUAUUGCAAGCAUUUGGUCAACAUACUGAAGCUGCUAAUUGGGUUUUAAAUUAUUUGCUUAAUAAAGUUGAACAUAACAUUAGAUCGCCUUUGUAUGUUGAUGUAAGUCUUAUUGAAGAUACAAUUGGAUUGUUGAUGUCUUUGGUAGACAUGAGACACAAAGCUGAAAUUGUUAUCAAUUGUGAAGGAUUUUGGAAAUUAUUUCAACUUCAAGAUCAUAUUCGCAAAGACCAAUUAGUUCCAGAAGUAAAAGAAGGAUUAUUCAAAGCAUUUUCUUUAGCUGCAGAUGCCUUUAUUGGAAAAGAUAAGCAAAAUGAGUAUUGGUUACGCGUCAUUACUCCAACAAUAGACAAAUUUAGAAAGAUUAUAACUGAUGACAAUUUUAGAAAAGUAUACAAUGAUGAUGAAGUCAGAUUAGAAAUAAUGGAUAUACUUCAUAAAUGUAUUGGUCUGGCUAGUGGUGCAGUUAUAAAUACUACAUCAACUAUUUUUUCUAUUUUGCAUCCAACACUGAACGAUUUUUCUGCAUUAAUUGGCCUAUAUCAUAAUUAUCAAAAUAUUGUCCACUUAAUUAUUCUCCUAUUUGUUGAAUUUUCCAAGAAAAUGUUGUGUUUUCUUAGAAUGGAAGAAAGUGAUAGAUUUUACAUGUCAUGUUAUCAAAUGGUGGAUAUGUAUGCUCGCUACAAUAUUAAUCGAGUAUCUUUGGAUUCUGAUGCGGAAGAUCAAUGUUAUCAAGAUCUUUUUAUAUUUUUAGAACUUUUAACUCAUAUAAUGUCUAAGGAGGUUUUAGAUUUAAGUUCUGAUGUAGGAAAAAGCAUUACUGGGAAAACUGCUGGAGAUGUUUGUGUUUAUGGACUUCAAGUAAUUUUGCCAUUGAUGACCAUAGACCUCUUAAAAUUGCCUGGUUUAUGUUCACAAUACUACAAAUUUACUGGAUAUAUGUGUGAAAUGGUACCAUUGAAAUUAUGUAUUGAAAGUGUGGAAAUAUUUAAGGGUGUUUUAACUACAAUUGAACUAGGGCUGACUAUGUUUGGGCAUGAAAUCACUUCAUUGUGUACUGAUUUUUUACAAUCAGCUGCUUCAUUUUUAUAUCGACAGGAAAACUGUAUUAUGCAUGAAGCAUAUCAUUUAUUAAAACCAUUUUUAAAAUUUUUAAUGGAACUUAUACUGUCCUGUCAAAUAAGUUCUGAUGCACUUUCAAGUACUGGUCACGCACUUUAUACAUUAAUAUGUUGUUAUCCAGAAGAAUUUCAGCAAAUAUCAAUGCAACUGAUCAAUAAUCAAACUGAUGUGCAAAUAAUUGAUCGACUUCGAAAUGCUUUUACUUUGUUGACUACCAAUAUAGAUUUUAACGGACAACAUUUAAUGAAAUGCCGUUUUAAAAAUAAUUUUGAUAGCUUUACUACAAACAUACGUGGGUUCCUAUUUGUUAAAUAAUAGAACUUAUUAUUA
This is a messenger RNA of Sipha flava (yellow sugarcane aphid), 3505 nucleotides long. RefSeq names its product exportin-4-like. Gene Ontology annotation, molecular function: nuclear export signal receptor activity. Gene Ontology annotation, cellular component: cytoplasm; nuclear pore. NCBI's taxonomy places the organism in Eukaryota, Metazoa, Arthropoda, Insecta, Hemiptera, Aphididae. Bases 80 to 3490 code for a protein of 1136 amino acids. The transcript is spliced from 21 exons. Gene Ontology annotation, biological process: protein export from nucleus. The record is from RefSeq and is a predicted model, not a curated record.